Molecule: messenger RNA, 330 nt
Organism: Encephalitozoon romaleae SJ-2008
Lineage: Eukaryota; Fungi; Microsporidia; Unikaryonidae
Product: 40S ribosomal protein S25-like protein
Exons: 1
Coding region: 1-330 (109 amino acids)
Cellular component (GO): cytosolic small ribosomal subunit
Molecular function (GO): structural constituent of ribosome
Source: RefSeq, a predicted model, not a curated record
AUGGCCAAGAAGAUCCAGGAGUCAAAGGAGAAAAAGGCGCUCAAGGCUAUGUCCGGGACAAGGAAGGACAAGAAGAAGUGGGGAGACGGAAAGAAGAAGGAGGAGGUGCACAAGAUCGUGACUGUGUCCGAGGACCUUCUGUCGAAGGUGCGCAAGGAUGUCGGCCGGGCCAGUGUUGUGACACGGUACAUGGUUGGGAGCCGGCACAAUCUGAAUCUUGGGGUUGCGGAGAACAUACUGCGGCACCUGAGCGAGGAGGGGGUGAUUGAGAGGGUGCGAGGAAACAGCCGGAUGACGAUGUAUGCCGGAUGUGCAUCCCAAGAGCAAUAA